CUCCUGGCCUCACGCGCAUGUGAGUUUCGACCCCUCGGAGGAGCCACUGAGGAAUCAAAGCCAUCGUCAUGGAGUUCGUGAUGAAACAGGCCCUGGGAGGGGCCACCAAAGACAUGGGGAAGAUGCUUGGGGGUGACGAGGAGAAGGACCCGGAUGCGGCCAAGAAGGAGGAGGAGCGACAAGAGGCUCUGCGGCAGGAGGAGGAGGAGCGCAAGGCCAAGUACGCCAAGAUGGAGGCUGAGCGCGAGGUCAUGCGGCAGGGCAUCCGCGACAAGUACGGUAUCAAGAAGAAGGAGGAGCGUGAGGCCGAGGCCCAGGCCGCCAUGGAGGCCGACUCAGAAGGCAGCCUGACACGGCCCAAGAAGGCCAUCCCGCCAGGCUGCGGGGAUGAGCGGGAGGAGGAGGACGAGGGCAUCCUGGACACCGUCAUCAAGUACCUGCCGGGGCCUCUCCAGGAUAUGUUCAAGAAGUAA
Messenger RNA from Trichechus manatus latirostris (Florida manatee), 473 nucleotides. It is a transcript of the gene CPLX1, whose product is annotated as complexin 1. Gene Ontology annotation, molecular function: syntaxin binding. Gene Ontology annotation, cellular component: terminal bouton; SNARE complex. NCBI's taxonomy places the organism in Eukaryota, Metazoa, Chordata, Mammalia, Sirenia, Trichechidae. The coding region runs from base 69 to 473 and encodes 134 amino acids. The transcript has 3 exons. The record is from RefSeq and is a predicted model, not a curated record. Gene Ontology annotation, biological process: regulation of neurotransmitter secretion; synaptic vesicle exocytosis; neurotransmitter transport.